Messenger RNA from Scatophagus argus, 2690 nucleotides. It is a transcript of the gene macrod2, whose product is annotated as mono-ADP ribosylhydrolase 2. Gene Ontology annotation, biological process: purine nucleoside metabolic process; peptidyl-glutamate ADP-deribosylation; DNA damage response. The transcript is spliced from 18 exons. Lineage: Eukaryota; Metazoa; Chordata; Actinopteri; Scatophagidae. Gene Ontology annotation, cellular component: nucleoplasm. The coding region runs from base 176 to 1411 and encodes 411 amino acids. The record is from RefSeq and is a predicted model, not a curated record. Gene Ontology annotation, molecular function: ADP-ribosylglutamate-[protein] hydrolase activity.
CACGGUAGGUUGAACCGACAGAGGUCCAUAGAAAUUUGACAGCUUCACAGGUGAGGCAAGCGUCCAGGGGCUGUUUCACUUUACAUUUCAGUUUUUUUCUGGAACACUAUUCACUGUGAGCCUGGGGUUGCCACAGUCAAAAAACAACCAUUCGAAGUCAAAUCAUUCGGGCAGCAUGAGCAAAAAGAAAAAGGACUGGAAGACUGAAAAAGAGAGACUGCUCCGUCUAGAUCGGGAGGAUAGACGCAAGGAAUAUCGUCGUCAAGACUUUGUAUCUCUGGACAAGAUUCCAUCCUGGAGAGAGGAAAACAGAUCCAAUGAGAAAGAGGAAGGGAAAGAGCUGACAGGUGGAGGAGGGCUGAGUGAUAAAGUAUCCCUUUACAAAGGAGAUAUUACUCUCUUGGAGGUGGAUGCCAUAGUCAAUGCUGCAAACUCCACUCUUCUGGGAGGAGGAGGAGUGGAUGGCUGCAUACACAAAGCGGCAGGGUUAUGUCUGUAUGAUGAGUGCCACUCUCUAAAUGGCUGUGAAACCGGCAAAGCCAAGAUCACCUGCGGCUAUGAUCUCCCUGCAAGAUAUGUGAUCCACACCGUGGGCCCGGUGGCCAGAGGUCAUGUGGGCCCUACCGAGAACAAUGACCUCACCUCCUGCUACCAGAACUCCCUCAGGCUGAUGAAGGAGCAUGGCUUGAGCACUGUGGCCUUCCCAUGUAUAUCCACUGGCAUCUAUGGCUUUCCCAAUGAGCCUGCAGCUGACAUUGCUCUGAAGACAGUAAAGAGCUGGAUCGAAGAGAAUCCUGAUACGAUCACACGGGUCAUUUUCUGUGUCUUCCUCGAGACCGACUUUACCAUCUACAAGAAGAAAAUGUCUAUCAUUUUUCAAGACAAUGACAUGGAGGUUACAGAGGAGCAGUUGAAGGGAGAUAACACAUCACCAUGUACAAAAUCCACAACCAAGGAAGAAAGCGAAGACAGCAACAGAGGUAAAGAGGAAACAGGUGAAGAAGAAGAGGGGGGCAAUGAUGCUCCAGGAAAUGAAGACGUGGAGAUGGCAAGUCAAAACCCAGAUGAAAGUUCAGGGAAUGAGGAGCCCAAUGAAAAGGAUAACGAUGAAAAUGAUGAGGACAAAGAGGAAGACAUAGCCUGUGACAAGGACAGUGACAAAGAUGAAGGCAAAGGUGCUGACAACGAUAAAGAUGAAGACAAAGCAGAGGAAGAGCAGUCUGCUGGGACGAAGACAGAAGACGAUGACACAGAAAAGUCCACUGUGGAGAUGGAAGAUGUCUCUGAGAUCAACGACACUGGCACCAGCAAUGGAGAAGAGAUGAAAGAUCUUGUCAAGAGCUCAGAAGAACCUGGUUCAGUUCUAAGCGACAGCAUUCAGUCCAAAGACUCUGCUGAGAAGAAAGAAUGACCAGCUGAGGGAAGGACAAUCAACCUCAUCUGACAGCCAGCAAACUGUGCGAAGCCAACCACACUGGUGUCAGACUGGCCCAUGUCAGUAUGGGCUCUGACACUGGCCCAGGACAACCAGUUACUCACAAGAUACUCACAUUCAACACUUUAUUUAGCCUUUUCCCUCUUUGUUCAGAAUCUACUCAUCCCUGAAGUAUGUAUGUACUGUAUGUAUAGGUAUGUAUGUACAAAACCUUACUAUAGGACUUGAACAUAUCAACCAGAAAAGAUGAGCCAUACCUCACUGUGUGUUAGAGUCAUACAUCAUUUUUUGCCAGCUGGGUGCGAUGAGGUUAGGUCUCUUUUAUUUGAUGUAAACCCACUGUGAGAGCACGGUGAAGCUGUCAGAGGACAACAGCCACAGCUCCUACAUGUUGACACUCCAGGCUGGGUGAUGCUUAACAUCUGCCAUCCUUUUCGUUCUUGCAACCCAAACACAUUCGCCACAUUCACGAUAACAUUCAACUGUGGACUACCUGACAACACACUGCUUUUGUAGGCGUCUUUGGAAUACAAGACACUGACACCUGCCAUGUCUGCUCCUGCAGCUCGAGCUCCAUUGUUUCGUCAAAUCAGACACUACCUUGAAUCAGACCACUAUUCGCUCGCUCACUACCUGGCCUUUUCUCUGGCACUGAUCCCUUCCGAGCUCCUCAGUUGCUUCAACUGCUGCUUAUCUAGUAACACUGGGAAACCUUUCAUCAGCGCCCACACACACUAAAGAUGAUGUGAGUGUAUUUUAACAAAUCAAUUAGUCCCCCCCCCCCCCCCCCCUUCUUUUUGUUGCUGUUUCCAAGUGCAUGCCAGGAAAUUGCUUUGAACUUCACCCACAGCAUUUACAGUCCUCUUCGCUUUCGCUUGUCUCCUUACCAGAUUGUCUCUAAUUGUAUUGAAGGAAUUUGCCUUAUUUCAUAUCAGACUACAAAAUCACAAUCACAGACCUAAGACAGUGGUCCAAGUAUGAAUUCUUGGCUGUGUAUUGCUUGCAGAUGAUUUGUAAUUUUAAGUACAUCAUGUAAUGGCUAAUACCUGUUGUUAAUGGUUUCUUGUUUUCUCCUCGGUUGAUUUAACAAAUUGGUUUCAGUCUCUUUUUCAAUGUUGGUAUGAUUCAUUAAUUACUUUCAGUGGUGCCAUACUAAAGAUCAGAUGGAUUACAGUUCUAUGAAAUGAUGCCUUCAUACUUUGAUGUUUGCUUUGCUAAACUAUAACAGAAACAACUAAUAAAGAUUAAGGUUGAA